Molecule: messenger RNA, 1177 nt
Organism: Mesocricetus auratus (golden hamster)
Lineage: Eukaryota; Metazoa; Chordata; Mammalia; Rodentia; Cricetidae
Gene: Snrnp48
Product: small nuclear ribonucleoprotein U11/U12 subunit 48
Exons: 9
Coding region: 41-1051 (336 amino acids)
Cellular component (GO): cytosol; nucleoplasm; U12-type spliceosomal complex
Source: RefSeq, a predicted model, not a curated record
CCGCAGUUCGACUACUUCCUGUGCGAGGCGAGCAGCGACCAUGGAGGUUGAGCCUCCUCCUUUGGAGGAGCGGCGGCGGCUGCAGGAGGAGUUGAGUGAGUUCGUAGAGAGCUGCUGCCGGACUCUGGAGGAGGUGACGGCGUCCCUGGGAUGGAGCCUGGAUCAGCUGGACCCUGGGGACGAGGCGGCGGCCGAGGAUGAAAUCAUGAUAUGCCCUUAUGAUUCCAAUCAUCAUAUGCCUAAAUCAUCACUAGCAAAGCACAUGGAAUCUUGCAGAUUGAGGAAGCUGGGUUAUGCCAAAGAGGAAGAGGAUGAAAUGUACAAUCCUGCUUUUUUCUAUGAGAAUUUGAAGAUUCCUUCAGUUACUUUGAAUAAGGACUCACAGUUCCAGAUAAUUAAACAAGCUAAAACUGCAGCUGGGAAAGAUGGGGAUUGUUAUAGUCCAAGAAUGUACUCUUCAUUGCCUGUUGAAGUUCCUCUGAAUCACAAACGAUCUGUUUGUGACCUUACCCAAGCAGAUCGUCUUGCCCUUUAUGAUUUUGUCAUUGAGGAGACAAAGAAAAAGCGAUCGGGUUCUCAAGUCAUUGAAAACGACAGCGAUCUGUUUGUAGACUUGGCUGCUAAAGUCAAUCAAGAUAAUAGCCGAAAAAGUCCAAAAUCUUACCUGGAAAUCUUGGCAGAAGUGAGAGAUUACAAAAGAAGACGCCAAUCCUACAGAGCCAAGAAUGUUCAUAUAACCAAAAAGUCAUACACUGAGGUAAUUCGGGACGUGAUAAAGGUGCACAUGGAGGAGCUCAGUAACCACUGGCAAGAGCAGGAGAGAGCAGAGGAUGGUGCUGAAAAGAAUGAAGAAAGGCGGUCAGCAUCGGUAGACUCACGGCAGUCUGGUGGAAGUUAUUUGGAUGUGGAAAAUUCAAGACAUAGAAGGGCUAGGAGUAGGAGUCCACACAAACGAAAAAGAAAUAAGGAUAAAAAUUCCGAGUCGAGAAGAAGGAAAGAGAGGGAUGGAGAAAGACAUCAUAGUCAUAAAAGAAGAAAGCAAAAAAUAUAAAAAGUGUGACUGCAGUAAUUAUGCUUAUGGAGUAAAUAUGCUGAUGUUUUAAAUCUUUGCAUAGGAGAAAAUGGCUGUUAUGAUCGUGUAAUACUCAUUAUUUUAAUAAAUGCUUCAAACCAUGAA